AUGUGGGUUAAUGAGGUAUUCAAAGGGAAAAGCAUUGAUCCAAAUUUAAAUAAUUCUCUUAUUGUGCUUAUCCCAAGAACUCAGAAUCUUGUGGAGUUCUCUCAGUUCCAGCCAAUCAGCUUAUGUUCUGUUAUUUAUAAGCUGGUCAUGAAGAUCAUUGCCAAUCAAUUUAAAGUGGUCUUUCCGAGGCUCCUAGCUCCCGAGCAAGUUGGUUUUGUUGCAGGAUGGAAUAUCACUGACAACAUCAUCAUUGCUCAAGAGGUUAUUCAUUCCAUGAGAGGUAAGGCUAUUGAUAUUGGUAAUUGUUAUCCUAAUAGGUUGUCCCAUGGUGGCCCACCAUUAUCUCAUCUUUUCUUUGCUGAUGACUUGAUACUCUUUGGUCAUGCCGAUGGAAAUCAAGUUCGAGUCAUCAAAAGUGUGGAUGACAACUUGAGGGAGCGUAUAAGUGAUUUCUUUGGUUUUCAAAAAGUUACUAAUUUGAGGUAUUACCUUGGAGUUCCAUUUCUUCAUGACAAAGUGUGCAUAAUAAAUUAUCUAGCUGGAAUGCCAAACACUCUGAGUUUUGUGGUGGAAAGGGUGCAUAAUAACUUAUCUAGCUGGAAUGCCAGUCAACUUUCUUUAGCUGGAAGGGUUACUUUGGCACAAUCUGUUCUUCACUCAAUUCCCACUUAUUUCAUGCAGACAAUGAUGGUUCCCAAAGGUAUCAGUGAUGAGAUCAAGCACAUAGUUCGAAAAUUUGUCUGGGGAGCUCAUAAUGGCAGCUUAAAGACGGCCUUGGUUAAUUGGGAUUCUGUUUGCCAACCCAAGUCUCACGGAGGUCUUGGUCUCAGACAGUUGAAAGACCACAAUACCUCCUUCAUGAUGAAGGUUGGUUUCAACAUCAUUUCUAAUACUAAUGCCCUCUAG
Molecule: messenger RNA, 906 nt
Organism: Gossypium arboreum
Lineage: Eukaryota; Viridiplantae; Streptophyta; Magnoliopsida; Malvales; Malvaceae
Exons: 3
Coding region: 1-906 (301 amino acids)
Source: RefSeq, a predicted model, not a curated record